CGGUUUCUGCUGUCGAUCGGCUCGUUUGUAUUUGCUUACUGAAAGUGCAAUCAAAUAAAUAUAAAUACGCUUUAAUAUAUUAACCAGUUUUAGUACAAAUGCGGAUAUACAUGGAUUAAUAAUCCCUUUUAAAUCAUUUCGAUUGUAGAGCAGAAAGUAUGAUAUCGAAAAACUUCUUAUCACAUUUGCUGUCCAUCUGCCUGAUUCUAUUGAGUUUGAAUUCAAGAUCAGUCAAUGGAGCAUGCGGCGCUAACAAAUUUGAAUGUGACAAUGGAAGCUGCAUAUCGAUGUACGAAGUGUGCAAUGGAGUUAAGAACUGUCCGGAUGGCUCAGAUGAGACGGGUCAGACGUGCAUUAACCAGAGACAGUAUUGCACGAAGCCGUACUUCCAGUGCAGCUAUGGAGCCUGCGUGAUCGGUACGGCCAAAUGCAAUGGGAUCACCGAAUGUGCCGAUGGCUCCGAUGAGACAGUGCUUCGAUGUGGCAACGAGGAUGAUGUGCGGGAAUUCGAUCGCAGGCAGCAGGGCAACUGUCAAGCGAACGAGAUCAAGUGUCCAUCUGGAAUAUGCAUUGACAAGUUCCGGUUUCUGUGCGAUGGCCACGAUGAUUGUGGGGAUGGGAGCGGCUUUGAUGAGUCCGUCACCAUGUGUGGACACCUUGAUUGUCCGGAUUACGCCUUUAAGUGUGCCACCGGCAGCUGCAUUUCCAGCGAACUGAUGUGCAACGGCAAGGAUGACUGCUUCGAUGGAUCCGAUGAGGCACCACUGCUUUGCAACACCACCUCAGUGCCAAAGAAAGAGACGUCGGAUCAGUUGCCUCCGCCGGAUCAGGUCGGCUGUCCACUGCCAGUGGGUGAUGAGCGGCCCAUAUUAACAGAUAUGCGUGGGAAUGUAUUGACGCCGCCCAUCGUUAGAGCAACGGUGAGAUUCGCCUGCAGACCAGGCUACGCUCUGGAGGGUGGUGAGAGCAGCCACUGUGCCAACCGGAAGUGGAGUCUGCCCGUUGUGCCAAAGUGCGUGAAGUACUGCGACUCCAAGCGAGAUUCAUUUGGUAAUGCCAAGGAUCAGCUGAAUGGCUAUUCCACUAGAGCCACGUGCAUUUAUAAUGGAGAGCAGGUGAACUGUAACGCACCCUUCCAGCCGCCGGGUACUGUGGUGAAGUUUGUGUGUGCCACUGGUUUCCGCUCGCUGAGGACUAGUCUGCCGGACUUGAAGUGCCUACCCAGCGGUCACUGGAAUCGCGAGCGUGAGCCUUGCGAUCAGGAGUGUGGGCAAAUUGCCACGCCCAUUAAGCAGUUCUCGGCCAAUGGCUAUUCGAUCAACAAUACGGUGGUUCCCUGGCAUGUCGGUCUCUACUCCGAGCUCAAUGAGAAGGGCUUUAGCUUCGUCUGCGGCGGUUCUUUGCUCACUCCGGAUAUCGUGAUCACAGCGGCCCACUGUGUCUUCAAUCAGGUGGCCUCCGCAGCCUACUCAGAGGAAAUAUUUCGAGUGGUUGCUGCCAAGCUGUACAGGGGCUACGAUGUUCAAACGAACGAGGAUCGCAGAAGACGUGUGAAUCAGAUCAUGGUGGCACCUGGCUAUAAGGGCAAAGAGGAUAACUACGUCAAUGACUUGGCCCUGAUAAUACUGCACGAGCCCUUUGAACUGAGCAAUGUCAUUCGACCUGUGUGCGUGGCCUUCUCUCAGUUUGCCGAGAAGGAGACCAUCAAUAACAAUGUGAACGGCAAAUUUGCCGGCUGGAACUUCAAGGAUAAGCGCGAGCUGCAGUUUGUUCCCGCUGAAUCGCAAAUGAACUCCGUAUGCGUUGCUAGUCUGAGGGACAUCACAUCCGACAAGUUCUGUAUGUACACCCAGGGCAAGUCCCUGGCCUGUCACGGUGACAGCGGAGGUGGCUUCACUGCUGAGCGGGAGACAAGUUCCUUCUCGCGAGAUCCUUAUAGGCACUAUCUGUACGGAAUUAUAAGCAGUGCACCGAAUGCUGGAGAGUGUGCCCAGAGCUUAACUGUUUUGACGAAUAUACAACACUUCGAGAAUUUCAUCAAGGAUGCCAUCAAACAAAGUCAGGACAACAAAUCUUAAGCUAAAAUAGUUAGACAUUUAUUAGCUUUAACCCACAUGAUCUACUUUAAAUAUAUAUGAAUAAAUAUACAAAAUUAAAAUAGA
This is a messenger RNA of Drosophila innubila, 2162 nucleotides long. It is a transcript of the gene modSP, whose product is annotated as modular serine protease. Gene Ontology annotation, biological process: proteolysis. The transcript has 5 exons. Gene Ontology annotation, cellular component: plasma membrane. The record is from RefSeq and is a predicted model, not a curated record. The coding region runs from base 159 to 2078 and encodes 639 amino acids. Gene Ontology annotation, molecular function: protein binding; serine-type endopeptidase activity. Lineage: Eukaryota; Metazoa; Arthropoda; Insecta; Diptera; Drosophilidae.